AUGACUCGCCCCUGGACUGAAAUCCACCUCGCCAAAAAGGCCGAGCAGCUCGAGCGUAUCCCCGUCGAGUGGCGGUUGACGCCCGACUUCCUGGCCAAACACGCCGACACGAUCGAUCUGCGCCCGCUGGUCGCUGAGUCGGGCAUCCUGUCCGAGCAGGAGCUGGCCAUCACCGUGCUGGAUGCCACCGCGCUGGCCGAGCAGGUCGCCGCGGGCGUCUACUCGGCCGUCGAGACGGUCACGGCCUACUGCAAGCGCGCUGCUGUCGCGCAGCAGCUGGCCAACUGUCUGACGGAGAUUAUGUUCCGUGAUGCGAUCGAGGAGGCCAAGAAGCUGGAUGAGAUCUACAAGACGACGGGGAAGACGGUGGGCGCUCUUCACGGCGUGCCGAUGACUUUCAAGGAAUGCUUCCAUGUCAAAGGAUACGAUGCUAGCGACGGGUACAUCACACGUACCUUCGACCCCUCGACGUACGACAGCUACCUGAUCGAGCUGGUGCGGGCAGCGGGCGCGGUGGUGAUCGCGAAAACGAACACGCCACAGACAAUGCUGGUUGCCGAGGCCGACAACAACGUCUUUGGCCGUACGCGCAACCCCGUGGUCUCACAUCUGACCUGUGGAGGGAGCAGUGGUGGCGAGGGAUCUGCCGUUGCCAUCGGGGGUAGUGCUCUGGGGAUCGGUACGGAUGUGGGGGGGUCAAUCAGAGUCCCCGCCGCGUGCAACGGCAUCUACGGAUAUAAACCGACCAACGGCAUCCUACCCAUGCAGGGCUUCGCAGCAUCCAACUGGAAGGGGAUGAACACGGGCGUGCCAGCCGUGGCGGGCCCGAUGGCACGCUCUGCGCGAGACCUGACGCUGCUGAGCCGGACGGUGCGCUCCCUGCAGCCGUGGAAGGGCGACCCGGCCGUGAUCCCGCGCAUCUUCGAACAGGGCAUCACCCGGCCGGCAGACAAGAAGCCCGUGAUCGGGGUGGUAUACUCGAGCGGGCUGACGCCGCACCCGCCCGUGCUGCGUGCUAUCCGCGAAGCGGCGGAGAAGCUGGCCGCGGCGGGGUACGAGGUCAAGGACUUUGUGCCGGUCGAUUAUGCGGAGAUCCGGGCUGUGACGGCCGAGCUGUUCACGAUCGACGGGCUGUCGUACCCGAAGCGCGAGCUCGAGGCGGCGGGCGAGCCUGUGGUACCGUCGGUGCAGAGUAUUGGAUUCUGGGGGCGUCCGGCCAAGACGCCCGAGCAGAUGUGGGAGCUCGGCGCGAAGAAGGGCGCCUUUCAGAAGGAGAUGCUCGAUCGCUGGCAACAGGCGGGCAUCGAUCUGGUCCUCUGUCCUGCUGGGCCGCACACGGCCGUCAAGCCCAGCGAGUGGGCCUUUGAUCACUACACCGUCGCAUGGAAUGCUAUGGAUUACCCUGCCGUCAUCAUCCCCUUUACGACCGCCGACCCGGAGAAAGAUCCCAGGGCGACCGACUUUAAGCCCUUGUCUGCCGAUGACGAGCGCAUCCAAGCCCAGUAUGAACCCGAGCUCAUGGCUGGAGCCCCCGUUGCGCUGCAGUUUGUCGGAUCGCGGAUGAGCGACGCGCAGCUCCUGGCGGACGUGGAGGUGCUGGAUGCGAUCCUGAACAAUUAG
This is a messenger RNA of Penicilliopsis zonata CBS 506.65, 1620 nucleotides long. RefSeq lists its product as hypothetical. The coding region runs from base 1 to 1620 and encodes 539 amino acids. The record is from RefSeq and is a predicted model, not a curated record. Lineage: Eukaryota; Fungi; Ascomycota; Eurotiomycetes; Eurotiales; Aspergillaceae. The transcript is spliced from 5 exons.